Messenger RNA from Lutzomyia longipalpis, 1610 nucleotides. RefSeq names its product senecionine N-oxygenase-like. Lineage: Eukaryota; Metazoa; Arthropoda; Insecta; Diptera; Psychodidae. The transcript has 4 exons. Gene Ontology annotation, molecular function: flavin adenine dinucleotide binding; NADP binding; N,N-dimethylaniline monooxygenase activity. The record is from RefSeq and is a predicted model, not a curated record. Bases 210 to 1490 code for a protein of 426 amino acids.
AGUAUGGUUUUAUUUUAGUAAACAUCAAACAUAAAAAUCUCCCCUUCUCUCGAGAAACUCUUCAGUUCUCGAGAAACUGUCGUAGCGAUCGGUUGUCCGGUGGUGAAGAAAAGCCAAUUUUGUGCGUAAAAUUAUUCCCCACACAGAGUUACUUGAUACGUCGUUUAUUGUGAACUGUAUAAAGAGCGAGAUAAAGGAAAAGCAUCAUCAUGGGAGGAAAAAAGCGAGUUUGUGUCAUUGGAGCUGGUACAGCAGGUCUUUGUGCUGCUAAGCACAGCAUUGCAGCAGGAAUGGAUGUGACUGUGUUUGAGCAAAUGUCCGAAGCUGGGGGUACGUGGGUUUAUUCCGAAGAUAUCGGCAAGGAUAAGUACGGUCUACAGGUGCACACGUCGAUGUAUCGUGGCCUCCGAACGAACCUGCCCAAGGAGAUUAUGGGCUAUCCGGAUUUUCCAAUUCCCGGCGAGGGAGUUUCCUACAUUCCCGCAGCUGAAAUGCUAGCCUUCCUCAAGUCCUACGCUGAAUCCUUCGGUGUAACGUCCCUUAUUAAUUUCAAUCAUCACGUUAUUCGCGUACGCCCUGUGGGACAGGUAACGGAAAACUACACGUGGGAAGUUAUGGUGAAGGAUCUGCCCAACAAUCAGCUUCUCACGCACACCUUUGACUUCAUUUUCGUCUGCAACGGGCACUAUCAUACGCCCUAUUCUCCUCGCUAUCCCGGUCAGGAUGACUACCGUGGUACCAUUACACACAGUCACGACUACCGAUGCCCAGAACCUUAUGCCGGGAAAACUGUCCUUGUUAUUGGUGCUGGACCAAGUGGCAUGGAUAUCGCCUACGAUAUCUCCAAACACGCUGAUCGUGUCACGCUCAGCCAUCAUCUUCCAGAGCCACCAAAGACCAAAUUCCCGGACAACGUUACCCAAAGACCAGAUCCGGUUAAUUUCACCGAAGAUGGGGUUGUCUUCAAGGAUGGAAGUAGUGCAACCUUCGAUGUAGUUCUCUACUGCACCGGCUAUCGCUACACCUUCCCCUUCUUGAGCGUUGAUUGCGGCAUCACCGUUGAGGAGAACUUUGUGCAACCUCUGUACAAGCAUUGCGUUAACAUCAACUACCCCACAAUGGGCUUUGCUGGGCUACCUUUCUACGUCUGUGCGUGCCAAAUGAUUGAUUUGCAGGUUCGCUUCUGUGUGAAAUUGUGGAGCGGUGGUGUCCGAAUGCCAUCUCGGAAGGAGAUGAUUGAGGAUACACAGCGUGAGAUGGAGGAGCGCUUCCAGAAGCGUGGCUACAAGAAGCGUCAUGCCCAUAUGAUGGGACCAGACCAGGGAAAAUAUUACGCAGACUUGGCGGAAUGUGCUGGACUUGUACCCCUUAAGCCCGUCAUUACGAAGCUCCACAAUGAGAGUAGCCAGAAGUUUUUGGAUGAUUUAACGAAUUUCCGGAAUGAUGUUUAUGAGAUUGUCGACGAUGAGACAUUCAUCCAAGUUAAGUAAACCGGGAUGGGGUGGGGAGCCCUAAUGACCAUGCAAUUUCAAUGAGAUCAAAUACUGUGUACAAUCUAUUCCAUAUUAUAUUUUACUUGUUAUAUUAACUAAUAAAUGUUUUACAUACAA